AUGGAGAGCCGAACGCCCGCGUAUGGAGGGAGUCAGAAGGGUUCGGAAGGGACGCGUGACGUCCUAAGGAAGACUGAGAACUCUGCUCUGCGGAAAUUGGAUAAGAAGCAGACGACAAUCACCUCUUUCUUCUUGCGGAGGACCGCGCCGACUCCAAGCGAAUCCAAGUUGAGUGGAAGGUCUGAGAUCGCGCCCUUGCCCCCCCCGUCUUCAGCAGGCUCCUCGACCUCGCCGCCGCGUUCCGCGUCCUCCAUUUCUCCGUCUUCGUCGCCGUCUCCGUUUUCUUCGCCGUCGCCUUCCUCGCUGCAGGCGUCUUCUCUUCCUUCUGGCCGUUCCGCUCAGGCCCCCCCCGCGUCUCCUCGGCGGCGUGUGUGUCCUCCAAUAUCGUCCCGACGAGCUGUUUCGCCGUUUCCUUCUUCGGCAUCUUCCGCGUCCUCCGCACCGUCAUCUCUGCCUGCCUCUUCGUCACGAGUGCCGACUUCGUCUGCGCGCCUCUCUCCUGUUCCUUCGUCUGCGUCUCCGGUGCCCUCUGCGCCGACGGAGGCGCCUGCGCCCGCCGCGCGCGGCCGCGGAGACGCCGAGUGCAUGGCGGCGGCAGCCCUCUGCAUGGGGCGGAAGCGUUGCCUGAGGCCGGAGGAAGACGAGGAGAGUCACUCCGUGAAGCGCCGGACGCACACACCUGUUGGGGCCCGGGGAGUAGAUGGCAAACCGAGACACCCUGACGGCGAGCUCAAAGUCGACAGCAUUCGCCAAGCUGACGUGCCUGCCCCCGCGACAGCCAGAGACUCCGAGACGCGCACCAUGAGAUUCGAAACGCGCGGAGCCUUGGCGCGCUCCAAGACGUCCUCCGCGUCGCGCGCGUGCCUCUCAGCCGCCGCUUCGUCGGCGGCCGCGUCGACCUCCUCAGGACCCUCUUCCUCCUCCUCUACUGCGCGGCCUGCACCAGACACUCCGUCUUUGUCUCCCGUGUCCUUGCCGAGUCACUUUGGGCUGGCGGACUUCCCAGAAGAAAUUCUGCAGCAAAUCCUGGACUGCUGCCCCAGCGAGUGUCUUCUCGUAUCGCACGACUUGGCUGCGGCCGUUCGCCGGCGGCGACGCCUCCUUCGCCUUACCCACAUGAACGCCGCGGAGGUCCAGCCUCAGCACCUCCUUGCCGCCGUGAGAGGGUAUCCGCAGCUGCGGCUGCUGGAGGUCGUCGGCGUGCCUUCGCUUUCGGCGCGUUUCUUCGAGAGCUUCGCGAACAGCCGCAGCGCCUGUUUUCCUCAGCGACUACAAGUCCUCGUCCUGCAGAAGUGCCCCAAGCUCACGAGCCGGCUCUUCCGGGCGCUCACGACGAGACUUCAUCGCCUCCGAGCCGUUGACCUGCAAGACAACUGCUCGCUGAACUACUCCGCGGUUGCGCACCUGCGGCUACUCCCCAAGCUCGAGCGCGUUGCCCUGGGCGUCAGCUCCAGCAAUCCUCGGGGGACAUCCUCCCACUGCAACAUGACGCUGCGCGCGCUCCUGGGACCUCCCUCGGCGUCACCCGCUGCUGCCGCGCCGGCGGCUUCUGGACCUGCGCGCGGCGAGGCUGAGGACGCGCAGACAGCCUCGCGCAAGGCAGGUCCAGCCGCAGAGCGCGGAGAAGCCCCGAAGGGCGACUCGCUGCAGCACCCCGAAGCCGCGUCCAGCGACCUGCAACUUACCCAACACGGAGGAAACGCGAGUGAAUCCCAAGGCGCGCAACCUGCGCCGCCGCUCAAGCUCCUGUCCCUCUCGAGAUGCACCGCCCUCUCGUCGCUCGACCCGCUAAUUAACGUCGCCUCUACGCUGGAGUUUCUUGACCUGCGUGGAUGCACGGCCUUGACUGACACGAGCGCCGCUGUCCUCGGCUCGCUUGUGAACCUCCAGAUUCUUGUCCUCUCAGACACAGGCAUUACGUCGACGACAGUGGCGUUGAUUGCGGAGAACUGCCGGAAGCUAGAGAUGCUUGACUUGAGCAGAAUCGCCAAGCUCACGAAGGCCGCCGCGCUGCUGGUGCCGCUGCACUUGCUGCGACUCACGCGCCUAAAGCUCUCAAAAAACAGCGCGAUUGACGAGGAGUGCUUGCGCGACUGCCUGGUGCGGCUCAAGGCCCUAACACUGCUCGAUGUCUCGCACUGUUGGCGAGUCAGCUCCGGCUUCUGCGUCUCUCCGCCGCUUCCGCAAGUCCCUGAAGGAAUGGCUCUUCGGCGCCUCGGGCUCUUCGGCUGCAACGUCGAGCGACAGCGCGUGGAGGACGCCCUGCGCGACGCCGGCGCCUCCCGCGCGCAGCUCUGUCUCCAUCACGAACUGCCGAUGUUUGACCUCCCGUGUAUCUACGCCAACAUGUCCGACUUGGACCUCCGCUGCCGGAGAUUCAUCGAAGACUGA
Molecule: messenger RNA, 2391 nt
Organism: Besnoitia besnoiti
Lineage: Eukaryota; Apicomplexa; Conoidasida; Eucoccidiorida; Sarcocystidae
Product: leucine rich repeat-containing protein
Exons: 10
Coding region: 1-2391 (796 amino acids)
Biological process (GO): SCF-dependent proteasomal ubiquitin-dependent protein catabolic process
Cellular component (GO): SCF ubiquitin ligase complex
Source: RefSeq, a predicted model, not a curated record